AUGGGUGACAAGAUGGAAGGCCCUGGCAACACCUAUGGCACAACCACUACCGGUGCAAGCAACUCUGGCUCGGCCGCUCGUGACUCCAACAUGGGAGAUGCGAUGAAGACGAAUGACAACUACGGCUCCACUACCGCAGGCCUCGGCAGCUCGGGCGGAAACCUCGACUCCUCCAAAAUGGCCAGCGGAAUGAAUGACACCGCCGGCGCUGGUAUGGAUAACCUUAACUCCGGCGCUUACACUGACUCCAAGAUGGGCCAGAAUGUUGAAUCAGGCGGUUAUGGUGCCACCCAACAGAAUCCAUCCACCAUGGACUACGGUGCACCAGGAAUGCAGAACCGUGCCGGAGACCUCAGUACAGAUCCCGGGACCUACAGCUCUACCGGGGGCUAUGGAUCCGGAAACAUGAAUACCGCCUCUGGUCUCAACGAUUCCAGGAUGGCCAACGAGAUGAAUACCGCUGCCGACACCAGCCUCGGUAACCGCGGGACCGACACUAUGGCCUCCACGGUCGACCGUGCUGGACAAUCUAGUGGCAACGCCAUGGAGAGCGGAGCCAACACCAUGAACACCGGUUCAUCCAACAUGGCCAACCAAAUGGAGACCCGAGCUAAGCAAGAGAUGGAGAACCUGUCGGGUCAGCAGGGCUUUGGUGGUGCUGCGGCCGGUGGCAGUAGCUAUAACGCGCCGACGCCCACCACCAAGAGAAGAAGCUCUGGCCCGCACAGCUCCAACUGGCUCAACAAGCUGGAUCCUCGCGUACACAGCUCUGACUAUGAGGCUAAUGCUGCUAGUAACCAACGCGGAAACUAA
Penicillium cataractarum is the source of this 813-nucleotide messenger RNA. RefSeq lists its product as uncharacterized. The record is from RefSeq and is a predicted model, not a curated record. Bases 1 to 813 code for a protein of 270 amino acids. NCBI's taxonomy places the organism in Eukaryota, Fungi, Ascomycota, Eurotiomycetes, Eurotiales, Aspergillaceae. The transcript is spliced from 4 exons.